Messenger RNA from Amphibalanus amphitrite, 4891 nucleotides. Its product is annotated as rho guanine nucleotide exchange factor 7-like. Gene Ontology annotation, molecular function: guanyl-nucleotide exchange factor activity; protein binding. Bases 466 to 2262 code for a protein of 598 amino acids. The transcript is spliced from 13 exons. Lineage: Eukaryota; Metazoa; Arthropoda; Thecostraca; Balanomorpha; Balanidae. The record is from RefSeq and is a predicted model, not a curated record.
ACGGUGGUUUUAUUGAGCCGUCCCUGAUUGGCCAGCUUUUUAGUAUACGUCAUAAGACCUAUUUAGCGAUGUUCUAUUCGCACCGAAUAAGACUGUCGACAAACCAUUUCUGCGUGCGUCAUAACUGUCUUAUAUUUUUGUGUGAAUUGUUUAUUUGUGAUUAGUGAUAUCAAUAUUUGUGUGUGACUGGUUUCAGUGUGGCUCCACGGACUCCACUUUUUCCGUGAAUUUCCUCCCUCUGAAAGCUAGACAUUGACAUACAAAAUACCGAAAUAUACGCCCGUCUCGAAGACUAUAGUUUGGAACCCCCGCUCAACAAGAUUGCUUUCCUAAUUCAAAUUGCUUAAGGCCGUCUGACAAAGCCCAUUUUUUCCUCAUCAAAAGGGGCUUGCUCAACGGCUGGUCGCUGGCGUGGAACUUGGACGCAUAUCAUUUUUCAGUCAAACGUCCAGUGCUGCCGCCGUGAUGGCCUCCGACCGGCCGCAGCUCGUACAGGCGCUCUACUCGUUCAAGGCGACCAACAACGACGAGCUGACGUUCAAGAAGGGCGACGUGAUCACGCUGACCCAGUGCGAUGACGCCGACUGGUGGGAGGGCACACUGGGCGAUACCACCGGCUGGUUCCCGGCCAACUAUGUCAAGGAGUGCUCCGCGGCAGAGUCGCAGCAGUCGGCGGCGCCUAUGGAGCUGGUCAGCCAGCAGCGUGUGUACCGCUCUCUGGUGCUACAGGACAUCAUCGACUCGGAGCGCGCCCACAUCAGCGAGCUGCAGACGCUCUGCAAAAACUUCCUCCAGCCGCUCAGCCGAUCAGACGUUCUGUCGGCAGCCGAGCACCGCCAGCUGACCGGUAACCUGGACGAAGUGCUCGGUGAGCACGGCCGACUGCUGGCCGAGCUCGAGCUGCAGGCGGCCGUUCAGCAGCGCCCGCAGCGCGCCGGCCACGUGUUCCUCAGCCGCGCGGCCGACCUGAAGCGCGUGCACACUCAGUACUGCGCCGGCCACCCGCGCGCCGUCUGUGUGCUCGACAAACACAAGGACGCCCUGAACGCGUUCAUGGAGUCGCAGGGCGCCCACACGCCCGGUAUCAUGGUGCUCACCACCGGUCUGAGCAAGGUGUUCCGGCGGCUCGACAAGUUCCCAUGCAUGCUUCAGGAGUACGAGCGUCACUUGGAGGAGGGGCACCCGGACCGGGGCGACACGCAGCGCUCUAUCCACGUCUACAACGAGAUCACGACGAGCUGUGCCACGAUCCGUCGCCAGAAGGAGACGGAGCUGGAGAUUCUCUCCGGAAACAUCCGCCGCUGGGAGGGCGAACAAAUGGCCAACAUGGGUGAGAUCAUCCACAUGGGCUCGGUGGCGGUGGGCAAGGAGCACAGCGACCGCUACUUCGUGCUGUUCCGUACUACUCUGGUGAUGCUCAGCGUCUCCCCGCGGAUGUCGGCAUUCAUAUACGAGGGAAAGCUGCCGCUCUCGGGGAUCAGCGUCACCAAACUGGAGGACUCGUCUGAUCACAAGAACGCCUUCGAGAUCGCAGGUCCGAUGAUCGAGCGGAUUGUGGCCGAGUGCCAGAGCCGCGACGAACAGCAGGCCUGGGUGUCGCAGCUGCUCGGACAGAUCCAGGCGGCGCGCCAGUCGGCCUUCCUGCCCAGCCAGCCGCAGCCCAUCCCCCACACGAGCGUGGCUCCGCCGCCACCGCCGCACCACGCGCCCGUCAGCGAGGUGGGUGUCUCGAGUGCGCCCGGCCCGCUGCGACCCUGGACGGCGGCCUGCCUGCGACCCUCGCCGCCGCUGCGGCCCUGCCUGGCGCUCGGACGGGAGGAUACCAACCGAAAGAGCAGCAGGAACAUGGUCUACAAGUACAAGAAGCGAGCAGGCGAUGACCGUUCAUACGAGGAUGACGCCACGAUUCUGCGUGUGAUCGAGGCCUACUGCACCAGCUCCCAGCCGCGGCACACCGUCAACUCUUCGCUGCUGGACCCGCCGCACUCCAUCCCCGAGGAGCAACAGCAGCAGCCGGGCGGCUCCGGCUCCGGCGGCGGGGUGUCGGCGGCGGCCGCCCUGGCGGCGCUGGCCGCCGGCGCCGGCCCGGCCGUGCCCGCCCCGCAGGAGGAGCGUCUGAUGGAGAGCGUGCAGCAGCUCCGGGACGAGGUGCGCCAGCUGCGCGACCGGCUGGACGACGAGCGGCGCCGCCGACAGCACCUGGAGACCAUCGUGCGCACGCACCUGCUGGCCGGCCGUGCUGACAUCCGCUGGGACGAGUGAGCCGUGCUGACAUCCGCGGGACGAGUGAGCCGCGCUGACAUCCGCUGGGACGAGUGAGCCGUGCUGACAUCCGCUGGGACGAGUGAGCCGGCUGACAUCCGCUGGGACGAGUGAGACGGCUGGGGCGGUGUGGAGGGGCGGCAGGACGGAGAGCGGUGUCGGACGGAGGAACGGGCCGGGAGGGGCGGGGGGGGGGGGGGCGGAGGUGUCAGAUCGAGGGACGGGCUGAGAGGGGACGGGAGGGCGGAGCAUUAGCGUCGCCACGGGGGGGCAAGCGGGGCAGCUUGCCCCCCCAACCUCGGACCGGGCACCCCCUGAGAUCGAUACAGAUCCGAUGAGAUUUUGGAGUCGGGAAAAAAUGGGGGUACCUUUCUGAGAAUGCCUGUGAGGUCAGACUCGGUUGGAGCGUGCAGUUCAAACCAGAGUCUGACUCGCAGUCGCCAAAAUCUUCAAGACUCCAAGUCCAGACUCGGAAAUGUCAAUGAUGUGAUUCAUUACAUGUUCCUAGUUCGUUCUUUAUUACAUUUUACAGCUGAUUUUCAUAAGUUUUGGAGUGCUGACACAAUUUUCGUUCAAAGCGUGAAACGAAAUCUUCGGGGCCUUUCUCAACUCUCGUCAAAUGUCUGCGACAGGCUCAAGUACCGUACAAGUGUCGCAGGGCUCAUGAGCUUGCUUUAAACAAAGGCUCCUAAGGAGCUCCACUGAGCCCUAAAGAAGCUUUUAGAGGGCCCAAACCGGCCUCUGAAAGCCCCACUGGUGUCCAUGUUCUCUGAGGGCCCAUACAGGGAUCUUUGAGCCUUCGAACAUUUCUGAGAACCUUAACUGGCCUCUGAUAGUUCAGCCAAAUUUUUGAGGCGACAGACUUUGCCAACCCCAAGCCGGCAUCUGCGGGGUCACAGCUCACGUGUCCCUCUGAGGUCCGCAACACAUGUUUAUUUUGUCCCUACGUAGGGUCCUUAGGGAUUCGACAUAGACCCCGAGGGUUCACACUGCUAUCCGAGGGCUCCAGGCUCACCCUGGGCCUAGUCUUUAGCGCCCGCCGCCCACACUGGCUUCUGAGGACCCCACCUUGGGCUCGGAAAGCCCUAAAGCACCACGUACGCGUAAAUAUUUGAGGUGACCCACGUCGAUCUCCGGGAUCCUAAGCAGGCUUCUGAGAGUCAGCACUGACCCUGAGUGGCCUGAAAUGGCCUGGAAGUCACAAACCUAUCUCUAAGGGAUCCCUUGCCGCUAUGCCGUGCGUAACUUUUGGUUCUGUUUAACAGUUUUUGUUCACGUUUGCAGCGCUUCCCUUCACACGAAAAACGAGAAACUUUUGUUCACACUCGAUUGAACAAAACACUUCCUCUCACUGGAGCAAAGAUGAAUUACUUCCGAUUCACACUUCACACAUUCACUCUCCGCCGAAUGCCCAACUUAGCUACGAUCGGCGGCUGGGAUAAGUCCUAUGCAUUUCACGUAAAACCUCUGCAUGCAUGCGUGAAUGGAGGUUUUAGCAGGGUGAUCCGAUCAAAUGGAGCGUUUUUCACCUCUAAAUCGGUAGGUAAUGAUCAUAAGCGUCGAGCGUCUGCACAGGGGCCCUCUGCAGUGCGUCGGCAAUCGCAGCCACUAUAAUUCUACCAGUCGUUUUGUUAUGAAAUUUCAAAAUUUCGAAUUUUUUUUAAAAAAUUACAUGUCAUAGCUAGAAGGAAACCUUUGUCACCAUGGGAUUCCUCGCACCAUUGCGCGUCGAAUGAUAUGUAAAACGAGUGAUUUAAGACUGGGGAAAGGCAAGUUUUGACACAAAAGUUGAUUUUGCCCCCCCAACCGAAAAUCUCUGGCGACGCCUAUGGGGCGGAGCGUCGGAGACAGUGCAGCCGGGCGAAUGGGCAGGGAUGAGAGACCGUAGCGGCACAAAUGAUAAGGUCACACUGUGUGAGUGAUGAUGUCUGAAAGCUGGAAAGGUCGACGGUAGGUGAUGCACAAGACUUGGCAAGCUAGGACGCGGAAUGGCGGCAGCAUUUAUCGGCAGCAGUGCUGCCACCUGUAUCAGGACGGCAGUCGUAACAGUACGGCGGCUAGGGGCGCUAAAACUGCCCGCCGGUGGCGGAGAUCAGGCAGCAUAUCGAGGUCGCGAGGCGGGCGUGAGGUCGCACUCCUCACCGGCUGAGGGGAAUCGGUGGGUUCACCGGUAACGCGGGCGGCCACUGUGCUCGGUGACCGCUGUCGUCGCAUCAAGAUCGGACUCUAUUCCUGGAUCGUAUUCGUCACGAUGACUUGACUUUGACUCGGUCAAGAGGGCCACCGAAAUGUGCGGCGACUCGCGCUGUCUGGUGGGGAGCCGCGGACGCCGUGCUAUUGCAAAGGCGGGAGAAAGGCGUAGUCACGUCACCCGACGUGUACCCGCACCAGCCGCUCAUGUUUUGCCAAACGACCCGUGCGACCCGCGGCCAAACCCGGUGCCUGGGGCGGCGUCCGUCGCAGCCGCUUACUGGCGUGAUCAGCUGUAGCAACUGAGCUCCCUCGUUUUACACGGGAGCCGCUGUCCGAACUGCCGUAGUGAUUGUGAUGUUCGUCGACAGAGUGUAUUUAUGUGACGUGUGUCCGUGUAUCCAGCCGGUCACCGAGGAAAUAUAUUGUUUAGACGUAA